AGGACAGAUGGCACCACCAGGCCAGUGCACAACAACACAAUGGUGUGGGAACAGACGCUACUCCAACUACUGUGUUAUAUUGGUCUUAGUAAUAGAUAGUUUACGUUGAUUUGGAAACGCUCGUGUUCCUAAAGAAAUGGACGAUACGACUGAAAACGACCAUUGUCUUAAUGAGAGAAGUAUUGGUAAAAACGAUGAAACAGCUGAUGUGCUUCUAAAGGAUUCCAACUCGGCCCGAAGCAGUGUCCCUAAAGUUUCUCUUCGAUUACCAUUUAAAUCAGAAUCAUUCAAAGCACAGUCACUACUCGCUAGAUUUCAUAGUUCAAGGAAGUCCGACAGUGGUAUUAAAAGUGAAUUAAAAUCAGGUAACAACGGGUCUGGACACGGAUUUCCUCGUGGAUGGAGUCGUCAGAAACAAGUAAAUAAUUAUGAUAUUUCUCAGUGUGUUGGAUUCGUACCAGAAAAUACUUCAGCAAGUCUUCCAGAUGAUCUUAACCAAAACCCAAGUGUAGCUCUAAAUGUUAGCAAAGUCACAUGCGCAAUUAAUGGUGCAUCUCGAGCAACAAGUGAUGUACCAGAGACAUCCAUAUCAGGGUGCAUCUCAGAAGAGUCGCCCUUUUUGCCCACGGGUGGGCAAAGGGUUGCAGAAAGCUGGUUUUGUACAUGGCCCGGUCGACCAAGAAAACUUAAAAACCUAAGAAAAAAACUACUCACAUCUGGGACAAACAAUAAGAAUAAUUCUGGGUCUGUUAAUGGUAUUGAAAACCAUGAACGAGGUGAAGAAACUCAAAUUUCAUCUUCUCUGUUCCCCAAAUCUUUGAAUACAGACAGAUAUGAGGAGUGUGAUACACCCAAGAAUUCUGAUAUAAGGCAAGAGAAUAGUGAACCUGAGAUGUGUUCCAAGGUUUCAGAGUUGCCAAGUCACCAUGUAUCACUAGAUACAUUGUUAGAAUCGUUGCCAUUAGUAUAUGAUCCCUCGACAAGGCAGUUAUGUCUUGGAACUUCCAGGAGAGUCCAAAACGACUCCUCCAACAAAAGGAUGUCCAACACAAAUAUACUUGAUAACUAUAACUUUGACAUUCCUCCUGAAAAACAGAAGUUAGACUCCAAUAAGGGAUACUCUGAAUUAAAAGAGAAGGGUGAAGAAUCUCAGAAAGAAGCUUUAUUGAAAAGUCCUGAUGCGGGUGAUAUAACUUCCAUACCUAAAUCAUUAGAGAUUAUUCAAGAGGUUGAUGAAAAUGGAGAAACUGUCAGGUUGAUUGACAAGAGUACACCACAGUCAGGUAAUGUCAGUGGUAGUUCUUCUUUAGAGAGAGGAAACUAUGAAAGUCCAAGAAGCAGUCUUCAACGGGUUGGCACAAACAACUCUCUUUCCAUCACAGAUGCCAGUUCCUUCUCCAGUUUAUCAAGUUCCAACACUGAGUUAUCUGCAUAUUCAGCUUCAGACAGUGCUGUGUGUCUUGGCUCACACCAGUCUGACACUGGAUCUUUACGAGACUUUGUGCUUACUGAUAACGAUGGCAAGACCAAGAAGAAAGGAAUCACAGAUUUCCUUACUCGAAACUUGUUUUCAUGGCGUCACAAAGAUGGCAGUAUGGGCAAAACUAGUGAUGAUGCAUCAUCAUCAUCCUCGUCACCCGUCCCCUCCUCACCUGUGUCCAGCACCUCACCAGGCUGGAGGAUAUUUUCAAGACCCAUGACCAGGUCACCAGAUGGUCAGGUCCGUAAUAAUGAACUGGAGGCAGGUAGUGUUGGGCUCAUUAUGGAAAAUCGGCCCACCAACCUUCCAGCUAAAACUGCAUAUGAGCAACUCAAGCACAAACAGGAGUACCAACAGAUGGUUUCUGCUGCCAAAAAGAAAGAAUUGCGAGAUGCUAAAGAACGGAAAAAAGCACAGGCCACUUUACAACGACAGGAAGAACAAUUAGCUGCAGCUGUUGCUACUUGGAAUAGUGAUAUUUUACCAAAAUGGGACACCAUGCGUGCACACAAAAAAUGUCGUGAGUUGUGGUGGCAGGGCCUCCCUUCCUGUGUGAGAGGAAAAGUUUGGAAGUUGGCCAUAGGGAAUGAUCUGAAUAUCACUCCACAGCUGUACAGCAUCAUGGUUCAGAGGUCUGUAGAAAAACUAUUGAGCCUUAGUGAGUGUGGGAGCAUGGCCAGCCAGGAGGACGUGACCAGUGACUGUGGUGACCAGGAAGGAACCAUAGAUCUCAUCCGUCUUGAUGUUUCACGAACGUUCCCUCACUUUUGCAUCUUCCAAAAGGGUGGACCAUAUCAUGAUCCCCUUCAUAACAUCUUAGGAGCUUAUGCCUGUUACCGUCCAGAUGUUGGCUAUGUACAGGGCAUGUCCUUUCUGGCAGCAACACUGCUUCUUAACAUGGAUGAAUCGGAUGCAUUUAUUACUUUCUCAAACCUCCUAAAUCGACCAGCUCACAUGGCAUUCUUCAGAAUGGAUCAACCAGUGAUGUGUGCUUAUUACAAGACCUUUGAGGAACUUCUAGCUGCCAACUUACCACUUCUUGCUGACCAUUUACAAAACAUUGGAGUUACACCAGAUCUUUAUGUCUUGGACUGGUUGUUGACUGUAUUUGCUCGUCCAUUACCUCUUGAUGCUGCAGUCAGAAUAUGGGAUGUUUACUUGCGAGAUGGCGAGGAAUUUCUCCUAAGGGCUGCCAUUGGAAUCUUAAAAUUGUAUGAAACUGUGGUUACCAACCAAGAGUGUACUGCCACUGCCGCACAGUUUCUCACUCGUCUGCCAGAUGAUCUCUGUGUAGAUGCUUUAUUCCGGGCCAUUGCAUCCGUCCGAACUUCCGCCCACAAGCGCACAUUUACACAGAUCCUGCAGGCACACACAGAUGCCGUGGCUAUUACUGCUGUAUGAUUUUGGCCAACUUUUAUUCUGUAUUUCAAAUUGUUGUUACUGCAGGAAUGUUUUAUUUAUGAAAUUUAAGUACGAGAUUUUUAUUUUUUUUAUUUACUCUAAUUUGUAUGGGUAAGUCUUGAUGCUUCCAAAAACUACAAUAUAUUUAAAAGUAUUGGAUUCUAGUUAUCAUAUUUACAGUCAAGACUAAAUUAAAUUUUUGAAUUUUAUGAAAAAUACUGUAUCAUGAUUUCUGUAUAAGAUCACUGUACAAACAUUUUUUAAAAACUCUUUCUGACAUAUUCAUCUAAACUUAAGUGUCACCUGUCCUUAUAUAUAUAUAUAUAUAUUUUUUUUUUUUUUUUUUUUUUUUUUCAUAAUGACAAAUGCUACUUCGGUAGUGGGCUGUUCCUAUAAUGUAGGAUAAAAUUUUGGAUUUUUGAUCAUGGGUAAUUAACCAGAAAACUCUCAUUCAAGUUUUAUACAAAGGUAAAAAAUUUUGCUUAAUAGUAAAGGUUGAUAUCUAAUUUUCUUUGAUCUUAACAAAUGUACAUGAAGUAUUGGUAACUUUCCACAAAGCUUUUAAAUAUUUAUUUUAUACUUGACUACAAAUUUAUAUGUUUGUAUAUUAUAUAUUUUAAUUUAAGAUAAAAUAGGAAUUUAUACAUUUUAACAUUAGGUCAGUUGGAGUGAGUAAUCUGUUUUGGUGGAUUAGUAUCUUACUAAAGGAGAUGUUUAUUCCACUAGCUUCUAACUGCUUUGAAUCAGGAGAGUAGUGUCUUCAACCACUUUGCAACAUAAUAAGAUAAAGGCUUGGGAGAAGGAGAAGAGGGAGAAAGACCAAGAAGGAAAAAGUGAAGAACUCAAUACAAGUAAGGGUGGUGAAUGUCUAUGUAGCAGCACCUUGUAUGAAUGACACGAUGAUGGCACUGAGUAAGGAAUAUAUGUGCUGUUGGUGAUGAUCGUUUGUGUGAAGGAUCAUAGAUUAACCAAACUGAUAUCAUGGAGUCUUGAUGUGGAAGGGAUAACCAAAGAGUGCAUCUGUUACAGCAGUAAGUGUGAAUGAAUGAAUGACAGUAAAUGAAGAAAUGAUUUGUGUUUGCUCAUGAUUCUGGCCACCCUGUAAAAUGGUAGGAAAUGGCUAGCAGAAUGAAAGAAAUCUGAAAACAAUUAAAUAUCCCAGGAAUUCCAAUAUAACUCAUAAUUUAUCAUAUCAGAGAUGGAUUUUAAUGAAAUCAGUAAUUGACACUGUUAUAUGUAAUAGUUAUUUGCAUCAUUGUUAUUUAAUGUUAAAUUACCCUCUGUACAAUAGAGCCAUUCUGCUGUACAGUACACAUCUAAGGAAGAAGUGGCAUUCAACUGGAGUUCAUGUUCAGUUUACUGCUCUGUAUGGAAGCCAAAAUAUGAAUGACUGAAGAAGUUUUAUGUCAGAACAAUUGGGGUAACUUCCAAAUGAAGUUGUGAUACGUCUUUAAAAUUUUUAAGUGAAUUGAUAUAGUUUAUUAGCAGAGAUAA
Homarus americanus (American lobster) is the source of this 4375-nucleotide messenger RNA. Its product is annotated as TBC1 domain family member 14-like. The record is from RefSeq and is a predicted model, not a curated record. The coding region runs from base 137 to 2881 and encodes 914 amino acids. NCBI's taxonomy places the organism in Eukaryota, Metazoa, Arthropoda, Malacostraca, Decapoda, Nephropidae. The transcript has 9 exons.